ACUUGCGUUCGGACGGUAUGUCGCCGCCGUCGGUCCGGAAAAUCGGUCGGAAAGUUGUUACGGGAGUGGAUUCGGGUCUUUCGGUGUUGAAAGAAUAGUUGGGGGUGUUGUGGAUAGUUGAAAGUGAAGUGAUUUGAGGAAUUUGAUUCGAUUUUGAAGGCUUCGAUCAGAAGUCACUUUGGAGGAAGUGUUCCUACGGAGUAACAAUGUUGAUGAAGGAUAUGGGCAGCUAGCAGCUGGGCUAGUGGUGGCCUGCGAGCCUCUGUGUGGGUGUAGUUCGUGUGAAAUUCGAGCAGUUUGCGUAGGGAGAGUUUGUAAGGGUGAGAGUUUCCGGUUUCACUCUCUCGUUGGUUGGUAGAAGACUCCCUUAAGGUUCUGAGGGCUCCAUCACAGUUAAGGACCAAGCAUGUUGAUCCCUUCGUUGUGGGAUUGCUCUCGUCGUUGAUUCCGUCCAAACGGGAGAUUGUUGGUGUUUUUCCCCCUCGUUCUCAUGCAACCGCACCGGGCCACGGCGAUGAAAAGUCAAGCUCGUCCGCUCGUUUUAGGUUCCGGUCUCGCAAUCGCCGUCGUCGGUGGCCGCCUUCAGUCUUUGGCGGAUAUUCGGUCGAACGCGUCGCGACGUCCUGCUCCUGUUCGUCGGCGAAUUCGCACGCUGCCAGCCAGAGUUGGUUUGUUGGUGUUUUCCGAGCGUUUCUCGUGACACCUCGUGAAGCAAAACACAACGAGACGAUUUUGCGACGACGACGACUACGAAGAUCAUCUUCGCGCUAUUUUCGAAACCUACACGAGACACCGGAGUGCAUCUGGAGUGUGUGAUAAUCGGAGAUUGACCGUGGCACAAAAGUUAUGGGCCGUUUCGGCUAAAAUGACGUUUGCUUUCGUCACCGAACGGAGCAUCUUUCUCGAAUCUAAUAAAAGAACCUAGAGAGGGUAGGGGCUAAAGUGCGAAUAUUCAAAUAAUCACUUGAGACGAAUAAGGGGAAGGUUGGCAACUAAAAGUCAAACCAAAACUUAAGUUGUAAGACCUAGACAAACACGCGUUAACCUUUUCCAACAAAGUCACAAAGAAGCCGAAAGGUUCAAACAAAUUUAGAAGCUAGAGAAAACAUCGUGGGACAAUCUGGGACUGUCUCAAAAACUAACCGAAAAAAACUAGUGAAGAGAGAAAACAACAAGGAAAAAAAGUCUUAAAGAGUGGGGUGCAAGUGGGGAUUUAUCGAUUCGACGUCCUUUCCUCGAAGAAGAGGGGCUUUAAACGAUCUCUUUAAAGUGUUGACGGUUGAGUCCCGGCACAAGUGUAUUUGCUCGCUCUGACCUCGACGCAGAAGAAGACGACGCGAAAAAUUUCGAGCAGCAUCAAGCAGUGAGGCAUCAAGUGAGGGUGAGGAAAAUUCUUCCCUCUAAGAUAAAUAUAACGCGUCGGUGCGCCACAAGCUUGAAGCAAAGAUCUCAGGAGCACCUUGUUCAUUUAUCACAGCACCACGCGUGUUAGCUGAGCUGUACGCGAGUCGUUUUGCGCAACAAGUGUCCCCGUCGCGACUUAUUUCGGUACUGAGCUAAGAAAGUUUAGCUGAAAAUUGUUCUUUUUAUUCGGAAAAAGGAGCAAUAAGCGACGAAGAUUUUUCAUCUGUUUGUGAGUGGGAAAUUAAUCUGUUCGUUUAACGUCGGGUGAAGUGGCUUGAAGUCUGUAAGGUGCAGUCCAAGUUCAAUUUCAACCCCCCAUCAAUCAAUCAAUCGAUCAAUCGAUAUCGCAUAUUUUGUUGUGCGAAAGUGUUUUCUCUUUUUGCGUGUGUCAGUGCGUGUCCAAGUUUUUAUUCUUUCCCGGUGUUUCUGUUCUGUUUCGAGUUGCGUAUGCGUAUCUCUUAUCUCUUAUCUGUGUCCAAGUGUGUCUGAAGUGCCCCUCGUUCUGUUGUUUGCCACACCACACCAAUUCAAAAUUUGGAAAAAUCAAAAAAGCUCUUAAGCUGUUUGAAAAAAAAAAAUCAAAAGAGAGCUAAAGAAAAAGUGUUCGUUUUUGCGUUUCGUUUGCGUUUUGCGUUUUCUAUUUUUUUCGAGCAAUCAAUCAUCCCCGGUUAACCGAUAUAAUACAAUGCUUAAUUCGUUGGAAGUUUUGGCCGGCAAGAUCUCGCCCGGAUCGGGAAAAAAUUCGCCACCGACGGUCGGGCUCGACGGAAACGGAAAUAAGGUGCUGCUGGGGGGCGGAGGUUAUGCGGCCCAGCACAAUCACCACCACAGCCUGUUGCACGCGGCCAAGCACCCAUACCAGAAGCCGCCGGGUCAUAGUAACAACAACAUCACCAGCAAUGUGGUCAACAACCCGAUGGUCAAUGCAGGGGCCCUGGUGGCCGUUGCUGCCGUUGGGGGUCAGCUGGCGGUGACCCCGGGAGGCGCAGGGCAAGCCAUCGUCGGAAGUAGCAAUGGGGGCACAAUGCCGGUGGCAGCGAUGCCUGGGGAAGUGGCCCUGCAUCCCUGCGGCCGAAUGGCGGACGUCCCGGACGGAGGAGUGGCCGCGAUGCAGAUCGAACUGAACGCAGCUAAAGAAAAAGAACCCAAAAGUUGUGCCCAGCGACCAAUAACUCGAGACAACGUCUCGCUCCCAGUAAGAUAUUUCCGGGAUGCGUAUCGAUGGAAAUAUUAUGAAACCGGAAAAAGAUGCGGGCCAAAAAGUUAAAUCGGAGAACCCCUCAAAAGCAGCAGCCGGCAGCAAUAAUGAUAGCAAAGGGAUUCCUCGGGUUUUUAUGGGAGCGCGUCCUCGCUUUUUUACGCACCAUUUCUGACCCACCAUUCGAAUGGAGGAAAUCA
Messenger RNA from Uranotaenia lowii, 2802 nucleotides. RefSeq lists its product as uncharacterized. Lineage: Eukaryota; Metazoa; Arthropoda; Insecta; Diptera; Culicidae. The coding region runs from base 2090 to 2671 and encodes 193 amino acids. The record is from RefSeq and is a predicted model, not a curated record. The transcript is spliced from 3 exons.